ACCCGAGUUUCAUAUAACUAAUCAAUCACGUUGCAAUGAAGUAGGAUUGGAUAUGAAAUUGAUUAUGACAUGUCAUACGCGCGCCUUACGUACUUAUUCUGUACGCUGUAUAAAUAUUGGCUUUACUUUCGCUACACUUCGCAUACAUUUACUAAGGUAGGAUCAUAGCAUCACCCAGGAUCUACCUCCUAAAGAAACACCCCUGUAUAAUGUCCACUUUCCAACUGGUUUUACUCGGCCUUUUGAUAGCUGUUAUUUUCUGUGACAAAAGACAGGGUGUGUUUGCACCGUGCCAGGGGUGGGGCGCAGGGUGCACCAGUUACCAUAGUUACAGACCGAUUCCACAGCCCCCUACCCGAAAAAUCACUAGAAAUGUUCACAAGACUCCAAGUUACAUGUUUACGUCAGGUUCAUCAUGGAAGCCAAUUGGAAAACGAAGAGAUGACACAAAGAAAAGAACAUCAUGGUUCACAGACAUUCCAUACCUUAGAAACCCCUUCCUUUCAUACCCCCGACUCAAGAGUGGAUCAGGUAGUCGUAUUAACUCUCUACACCGUGUGGUGUCAUCACAGAGACAACGACAGCCAGAUUUGGUGGAGGUUUAAUGAAAUCUGUGAUCCCUUUCUUUGGAAGGAACAACUCUUUCGAGGGAGAACAACGAAUUUCGAGAAUUGUUCAAUUCAAAUGCAAUAAAAC
Messenger RNA from Saccostrea echinata, 696 nucleotides. RefSeq lists its product as uncharacterized. The record is from RefSeq and is a predicted model, not a curated record. The transcript has 4 exons. Bases 210 to 605 code for a protein of 131 amino acids. NCBI's taxonomy places the organism in Eukaryota, Metazoa, Mollusca, Bivalvia, Ostreida, Ostreidae.